Messenger RNA from Gryllus bimaculatus (two-spotted cricket), 1545 nucleotides. NCBI's taxonomy places the organism in Eukaryota, Metazoa, Arthropoda, Insecta, Orthoptera, Gryllidae. The record is from the annotation of a GenBank genome assembly.
AUGAAGUUUACUCAAGCCGGCGCCGACGUGCACGCACGCGACUACAUCGGCUACAACCCGCUGCAUCUGGCCGCGCGCGGCUACUGGGAGAACCACGUGAGCUCGCAGCUCCCGGACAAGUCGGACUGGGACGCGCCCACCGACCACCUGGGGUGCAUACGGGCGUUGGUGCGGCACGGAGCGAGCGUGGACGCGCGGGACGACGAAGACCAGACGCCGCUGAUGGUGGCUGCGGAAAACGCCUUCAGCCAAGGCAUCAAGCUGCUGCUGGAGUUGGGCGCGGACCUGUCGCUGUGCACGUCUGCCGGCGAGACCGUCCUGCACUUCGCGUGCCGAUCGGCCGACCUGGAGACGAUGGGGUGCGUGUUUGAGACGGGCGCGUUCGACGUGCAGUGCCGCUCGGGCGACGGCAGCACGCCGCUGCACGUGUCUGCGUCGCAUUGGCGGACGGCAGAGUGCGUGGAGGCGCUGCGCGAAAGCCGGCAACGCCAGUGCCGCCAGAACCAAAGGCAACUUGCUGAGGACCAGCAGACUGAGGGCCGACAUCCGGAGGGCUGUCAACCGACAAACCGUGUGCCGACCGAGGGCCGGCAACCCGAGGGCCAGCAACCCGAGGGCCAGCAACCCGAGGACCAGCAACCCGAGGGCCAGCAACCCAGGGCCGGCAACCCGCGAGACCGACAACCCGAGAGCCGACAACCGGCGGCGGCGGCGGUGGCGGCGCUGCCUUCGGGCGCGGCGGCGGCGGCGCUGGCGGCGGCGCUGUUCGGGGCGUCGGCCAACGGCCACGUGGGCUGCGUGGAGCUGCUGCUGGCGCGCGGGGCGGACGCGACCGCCGCCGCCGGCCCCGAGCGCUCCACGCCGCUGCACGCGGCCGCCGCCUACGCGCGCACGAGCGACCAGGAGCGCGCGCCGGGCGACUACGUGGCCACGAUCGUGGAGCUGGGGCGGCGCGGGGCGCUGCUGGACGCGCUCGACGAGGCGCGGCGCUCGCCGCUGCACCUGGCGGCGCGCAAGGGCCGCGUGGACCGCCUGCUGCGCCAGGGGCUGGACGUGAACGCGCGCUCCUUCACCAGCCGCCGGCCGCUGCACUUCGCCGUGCAGCAGGCGCCGCUGCCCAUGGUGGUGCUGCUGCUAGAGCACGGCGCCGACCCCAGGGCCCGCGACGGCGACGGCCACGAGCCGCUGCACCGCGCCGCCGCCGCGGGCUACGACGACGCCGUGCGCCUGCUGCUGCGACACGGCGCGCAGGCGCGCAGCCAGACGUACGUGGGGCUGACGGCGACGCACUUCGCGGCGGCGUCGCGCAGCGUGGCGUGCUUGAGCGUGCUGCUGCGCAACGGCGCGUCGGCGACGGCGGCCGACCAGAUGCGCAACACGCCGCUGCACAUCGCGGCGGAGGAGGGCGACGUGCACAUGGUGCGCGCGCUGCUGGUGGCCGGCGCCAGCCGCACCGCCCGCGACGCCAACGGCGCCCGCCCCGUCGACCUCGCCGCCACCGCGCCCGUGCGCCGCGAGCUGCAGCGCUGGGCGCUCGCCGGCUGA